Molecule: messenger RNA, 837 nt
Organism: Dothidotthia symphoricarpi CBS 119687
Lineage: Eukaryota; Fungi; Ascomycota; Dothideomycetes; Pleosporales; Dothidotthiaceae
Exons: 2
Coding region: 1-837 (278 amino acids)
Source: RefSeq, a predicted model, not a curated record
AUGCCUCCUCCUCCUACCGCCGCCAUGGAAAUGCGACCUUCUACCCUUCUCCCCCCUCGUGCUGACCGUACUCUUAUACUGCGGAUCCUGCUACUCAUUUUUCUCCCCCCACUAACAUACUAUGCUAUGCCUCCCCUCCUACUCAAGCUCCUGCACCCACCGAUGUCCUACACGUCUCUUCUCGCGCCUACUAUCCUGCUCGUCGCCGUGCUGCUCGUUGCAAAACUCAUUACUCCACUUGGUCUCCCACUUGGUGCUACGUUCAGAUUUCUAUACAGCGCCUUGACCAAGCUAUGCACAUACCUAAUUGGCACGCCGCCGCACAUUCUCCUCGAAGAGCGCGGCCGGGUCGUCGAGCACCGCGUCCGAACCCUCGACCACGCCGUCAACGCGCUGCAGAUCGAAGAAACAAGUCGGAAUGCAGACCUCCGUAUCUCCCUAGCGCGCCGCCUUCUUCCACACGGCGGCCGUCUUCUUCCACACGGCGUCCGUACCAACCGCCCGACACUUGAGCACCGGCGCCUCGCCAUUGAGCUAGCAAACACACGGCAGGCGCUUGCAGACGCGCGGGAGGAGUUAUUCAGUCUGCAGGGCGUGGCGCGCGGGAUACAGACAGCGAUUACAAGGCAUGUAGUUAGGAGUGCAGUUGGAGAUGCAGGGAGACUGAUGGGGAGGUUGGAGAGGAAGGGGGAGGGGGGCGCAGGCGCUGUUGGGAAUUUCGCGGAGAGGGUAUACAGGGCAAGAGAUGGGAUUAGGGUGGCUGGGCAACAACUUGGGGUGGGAGAAGACGAAUGGAAGGAACUGCUUAGGGAUCGGUGGGACAGGAGGAGUGAGUGA